Messenger RNA from Coregonus sp. 'balchen', 761 nucleotides. NCBI's taxonomy places the organism in Eukaryota, Metazoa, Chordata, Actinopteri, Salmoniformes, Salmonidae. The record is from the annotation of a GenBank genome assembly.
GCUGCAAUACACUCCCAGUUAGACAGGGUCUUUUCAGGCCUCUGUCAGCUCCACAAUGCCCUGGGGGACGUGAAGGACAUCCAGAACUCCUUGGCAGAAUUUAGCAAUGACUUGAGGCAAAGCAUCAACACCAUUGAGAGCCUGAAGGAUGUAAAAUAUGCUGGGGAUGCAACAGAGUCAGCUUGCUUCAUCCGUGGCGAACCUGAAUAAUAUUUUUUCAGGUAUGUUCAGCUGCACCAUUACAUGCCACUUGAUUGGGAACUAUUAUUGUUGGCUUGCAUUGCAUUUGAUGUGACACUGUACUGUUACAAUGUAUUUGUUUAUUAAUAUUUAUCCUGUCCCCUGUGCAGUGUUUGAGGUGGCAGACACUCCGUUAAUGAUAGAGCAAGCCGAGCUGCUGGAGGAUCACCACAAGCUGAUGAACCUGGAGUGCUCAUCGAAUGACCUCAUGUACGAUCACUACCACAUGGGCAGCAAGAACACGCACAACAUGAACCUCAUUCGAAACUACUUUGUCAAGGUGCAGGGCCUGUCGGAAGACCAGGCCAAGCAACUGUGGAUAGUGCUGCAGCAUGCCAUGGGCAAGGCUGAAGGCCACAGUGAGCAGUGAGGCUGGUGCAUUGCUUCCCAACACAUUACAACACCUUGACAGGUUCUCCCAGCUCUACCACAUCACUGUGUUCAUGAGGGUGCAAGAACUGGCUGCAGAGGGCCUGAUGACCAACAAGGUUGUGUCCCUCCUCACCUGGGUCCUCAAUUAG